AAGGACUUCAGUUCAGAGAAUGUAUUGAGCUGCCAGUUCCUGUGUGCUCAGUCCAGCUCUGCAAAACUUUGGGGCUCUUGUACCUUAAAUUCCUUUACUUUGCUGCUGGAUUGGCUCUUCACCUUGGCAUGGUCCCCUCAUUGAUGACAAUGAAGUUCCCUCUGGUUUUGCUCUGGUCCUCCAGCCUGUUGGGAUUUACCUGUAGCACCGGCUUCAUGUACCAAUUCCCAGCAUCCACUCUGCAACACAACUAUCCUGAUCAAAAUGCAGCAUCUGCAAGUACCAGUUACACAAAUCGCAGGAAUUGGUGUCAAUUCACAGCAACUAAAACAGUUACUUGCCAAGUACAGAAUGGAUCAGAGACGGUGGUCCAGAGAGUUUAUCAGAGUUGCAGAUGGCCAGGCCCAUGCAAUAAUCUUGUCAGUUAUAGGACUCUUCUGAGACCUGUGUAUAAAAUGUCGUAUCGUACUGUCACCACAAUGGAGUGGAGAUGCUGCCCGGGGUUUACUGGAAGUAACUGUGAAGAAGAAUGUAUGAAUUGCACAAGACUGGCAGCAAUAGCAGAAAGGAUAAGCCAUCUUGAAGCAAAGAUCAUCACACUACAAUCAUCUGAGAAAGUAUCCGAGAAUGAUCUGCCAAUCACAAGAGGCACAGCUGUGUGGAAUACGCACUUCCUGCCCGAUGCCAUUCCGCUGCUGAGCCCUGGAGGAAUAUUCAGAAAGUCAGUAAAAUCUCCACCAGGUUCCAAGGGAGAUAGUGAAGAAAAGAAGGCACGAGGCUUACCAGGAAUGCCAGGACCACCUGGACCCAUUGGUUUACCUGGGUCAAAAGGAGAUCGUGGAGAAUUGGGAAAAGCCGGACCAGUUGGCCCUCCUGGACCUUUAGGACCUAUAGGACCUCCAGGUCCAAGAGGAGCUCCUGGAACAACUGGAAUUCCAGGACCACCUGGGCCUCCGGGGCCCCCUGGACCACCCACCAUACCAAUCUCAGUUCCAGAGGGUGUUUUAUAUUCUUUACAGCCUAAUACAGGCAAAGAAAAUGGAGAUUCACAUAUAGUAUCGACUAUCACAGACACAAUAAUGUCUGGACUUCCAGGACCUCGUGGACCACCAGGACCUAUUGGACCACCUGGCAUUUCAGGACCUAGAGGACCAGCUGGGCCAAUGGGUAUUCCAGGACCUCAGGGUAAACCAGGACUUCCAGGUCAGCAUGGAGCAAAUGGCCAGAAAGGAGAACAAGGAAACAGGGGUGAAUCAGGGCUAAGAGGAGAGCAAGGACCUAAAGGUCCUCCUGGGGAACCUGGCAUGAAAGGAGAAAAAGGGCAUAAAGGAGAAGAUAGUGAAGCUGUGCAGCAACUUAGAGAAGCUCUGAAAAUUUUAGCAGAACGAGUGUUAAUUUUGGAGCAUAUGAUAGGAAUACAUGACACACUAGCCUUCGGAGAGGCAGGUUCCGGCCAGGACAAUUCAGGCUCUGUUAACUCUAGAAAUACAAAACUGAAACAUGAACAGCAACAAAGAUACCAAACCCUUGAUAUCUUUUCAUCACUGCUGGACGACAGUGAAACAAGUCAGGAUUGAUAAUAUGGACCUUAUGCGUUGUUGCGAAUUUGUAAAAAUACAGCCUACAGAUUAAAGCCAAACAAUAUUUUUUUGCAUAAAGAUGAAUUGCAAGAGCCUUUAAGACGUUUGGUUUUGUCAGUGCAAGAAAUUAUAAUUGGAACUUAAUGCCUUAAUUUACUGUACCAUUCUUAACUACAGUCAAUUCAAUGUGUUUAUUUUGUCAACAUUAUAUAGGCUUAUUCAGUAAGACAACACAGGGAGCUAUAGUGCAGUGCAACAUGCAGUAUACUGUAGCAACCACUGAUAUGUCAUCUCCUAAUAGACUUCACCAGAGAACUGAAAAUGUAUUGGUUGCAUAGUGUUACUGCACCAUGAACAUCAUGAAUGCUCUUUGUGCAGCCUUACUGAUCUCAGGAAUUUAGUAUGUUGUACACCAGUACAUUGCAACUGAAAAUAUGUGCCUAUUAAUAUAUUAAAUUCUAAUUUCUUCUUAAUUACCCCAUUCAAUUCUAAAUUUCUAUAUGCCAAAAACAUACUCAUUAUAAGUCAGUUUCUACAAAUAACUAACAAGAAAAUGAACUUGCUCAAUUAUGCAUAUAACUCAAACGGACUUGCUGUAGUUUAUCUUAAUUAUAUCCAAUACAGUAAACGACUAUCUUAUGUGGCCUUCUGAUUUAUGAACAUCAGGAAUUUCAGUUAAAAGAUCAGAAUUUGGCCACCAUAUAACUGGCAUGAAUUAAACUAGUUUCCAUUAAAGCAUUUGUAUGUGUA
This is a messenger RNA of Rana temporaria (common frog), 2330 nucleotides long. It is a transcript of the gene COL26A1, whose product is annotated as collagen type XXVI alpha 1 chain. The transcript has 15 exons. The record is from RefSeq and is a predicted model, not a curated record. Bases 129 to 1577 code for a protein of 482 amino acids. Gene Ontology annotation, molecular function: protein binding. Lineage: Eukaryota; Metazoa; Chordata; Amphibia; Anura; Ranidae.